Molecule: messenger RNA, 2192 nt
Organism: Dreissena polymorpha
Lineage: Eukaryota; Metazoa; Mollusca; Bivalvia; Myida; Dreissenidae
Product: kynurenine 3-monooxygenase-like
Exons: 14
Coding region: 346-1746 (466 amino acids)
Biological process (GO): quinolinate biosynthetic process; L-tryptophan catabolic process; NAD+ metabolic process
Cellular component (GO): mitochondrial outer membrane
Molecular function (GO): kynurenine 3-monooxygenase activity; NAD(P)H oxidase H2O2-forming activity; FAD binding
Source: RefSeq, a predicted model, not a curated record
GACGAACGUACACUGAUUAUGAAUUGUUUUAAAAGAUGUUUUACAAUAACUUACAAUACGAACCGAUUAUUACUGCACAUAAAACAAUCAUACGCUACGCCAAUGUCAGAACCUUUGUUAAUUUGUUAUAAACCAAAAUGGGUUAAUUUGCUACGAAACAAGCCUAUUUAGAUGCCCUUUGUCCAAGCUCUGUGUUGAGUAUUUCUAUACACACGGUGUACAUGUUUGCUUCAACAUAUACUGACCUGUUGUGUCCUUAUUGUUCGACUUAACGGAUUAAAAACGUUGGCCAAGGUGCCAUUAAAGCAUUGCAGAAGUGGAUUGUGUUUGUUUCCGAACUAGAGGAUGAAAUCUGUUAUAAUUGUCGGAGGUGGUCUGGUGGGAGCCCUGCACGCGUGUUUUAUGGCACAGCGAGGGUUCAAGGUGGAUCUCUACGAGAUGAGGCCAGAUAUCCGGACGCUGGAGGUUGUGCGGGGUCGAAGUAUCAACCUGUCGUUGUCCGCUAGGGGCCGGGAGGCGCUGCGCCGGGUGGGACUAGAGGACAUAGUCGUGCAGACCGGUAUACCCAUGUAUGCCCGCAUGAUACAUGACGUCGAUGGUACCCGGCGCCCUAUACCGUAUGGCAAAAAGGACCAGUACAUCAUGUCAGUGGACAGACGACACCUUAACGAGGUCUUGCUCACAGAGGCGGAAAAGGUUCCGAAUGUGACCAUGCACUUCGAACAUAAAGUGAUGGAGUGUGACUUCGACAAAGGCACCGUUAGCUUCCGAAAAAAUGACGGCAGCGUGGUGACGGCGACUGCGGAUCUGAUAGUGGGCUGUGAUGGGGCGUUCUCGGGCGUGCGGCAGCAGAUAAUGAAGAAGACUCUGUUCGACUACGAGCAGGUGUUCAUACCGCAUGGCUACAUGGAACUCAACAUGCCGCCGGCCGCGGGGGACCACUUCGCGAUGGAGGUGAACUACCUGCACAUCUGGGCACGUAACGAGUUUAUGAUGAUCGCGCUGCCCAACCAAGACAAGACCUACACUUGCACGCUCUUCAUGCCGUUCGACAUCUUCCGGACGCUGACGACCAAGGAGGCCGUGCGGAAAUUCUUCCAGGAUACAUUUCCGGACUCCAUCCCGCUACUUGGAGAAGAGUAUGUCACAGAGACCGUGUCUACAAGCAAGGCUCUUCCGUUAAUCUCAGUUAAGUGUUCCCCGUACCACGUGAAGGACAAGGCGGUGAUCCUAGGGGACGCUGCCCACGCCAUGGUGCCCUUCUACGGACAGGGCAUGAACUGUGGUUUCGAGGACUGUAUAGUGUUUGAUGACCUUCUGAACAAGCACAACAACGACAUAGGUGCUACACUGGCCGAGUACACGGAGACCAGGUCGGUGGACGCCAAGGCUAUCGUAGACCUCGCCUUAUACAACUACAUCGAGAUGCGCGAGUCCGUGAAUUCCCGGAUGUUCCUGUUGCGAAAGAAGUUGGACAACUUCCUGUACUGGCUGUUCCCCAACACGUGGGUCCCGCUGUACACAUCGGUAUCAUUUUCGAGGAUUCGCUACCACCAGUGUAUCAAGAAUAAACAGUGGCAAGAUAGGGUCUUGAGGCGGGCUAUGUACGUCGGCGUUUCGGGCCUCCUAGCAGUAGGGUACUGCGCGCUCACGAGACCACAAUACUUCCGGCUCUCACUUCCGGUUCAACUUGAGGACUUUGUCAACAGAGUGCGACCGUCAUGGCUUGAAAGAAUAUGCUUCUAGUAUUUUAUGUUUGAAUUUGCGAGAAGGAAUUUGUUGUAACCUUGAGGGUUUGACAAUUAUAUUAGUGUGUCUUUGUGUUUUAUUUCUUUCAAAUUUGAAGGGGAAUUUGACGAUCCUUUGAUCGUAAAGAACAAUUAGUUGUUCGUACAUACAGGACUGAUUGUUUAAACAUGGCGUUUUGAAUUACUGUUGAUACCAAACAAUACACUGAGCGUUAGUAUACGUUAGUAUAGGACAAAUACAUUUGUAUAUAUUGAAGUUGAAUGGAACGUGAAUGCAUAUCAUGAAAUUGUUAAAUAAAUGUAUAAUGUUUUGCGUGGUCAAAUGUUAAAAUUUAAAAGUAAAAUAUCGGUAUUGGUUACCUGUCUUUGUAUGCCAGAGUAUAACACAAAUAAUGCAGUGGUAAUGAAUGCUAACAAUCUUUAUGAAAUAAAUAUUUAAACAAA